AUAACUUUACUUAAUUCAUUUUCACAUGAACACAAAGUUCUCUCUGGUCUUUGAUUCUUUCGUUGUGUGGCAUCUGAAGAGUUAAGAGGAAGAAGAAGAACGAUGGCAUGGAGAGGAAGCAUAUCGAAGUCUAUGAAAGAGCUUAGGAUUCUUCUUUGUCAAUCUUCUCCAGCUAGUGCUCCCACCAGAACGUUUGUUGAGAAGAAUUACAAAGAUUUGAAGUCUCUAAACCCUAAAUUACCAAUCUUGAUCCGUGAAUGUAGUGGAGUCCAGCCUCAGAUGUGGGCAAGAUAUGAUAUGGGUGUGGAGAGGUGUGUAAACUUGGAUGGUCUGACAGAGCCACAGAUUCUAAAGGCCCUUGAAAACCUUGUGAAAUCCGGAGCUACAAAGGCCUAAGUUUGUUUGUUUGUUUGUUUUUCUCUAUAUGAUCCCGAAUAAGAUUAAACCGCAAAACAAUCAUUUGACAUUUCCUGUCAUUCUACUACUUUGUAACUCCGUGGUGUCAUAUCGCCUUGCAUUUGAGUUGGUUUUUUUGUGUAAUCCUUGAACUUGGAAUUAAACCAUUCCGUAUAAUUGAAAUCACAGAAAGGAGAAAAAUAAACCAUCUCUGUUUAAACUUUUUGUUUUAGGGGAUGUGGGCAUGUCGGUUUUUGACCGUGUUUUCCGCAACAAUUCCCGGUCCGAUCAGCCGGUUCAGUCCGGUUUCAAAAACAUUGCUAAGAGCGAAUCAAGUUCGCAACCUCAAUAGGGUCCAAUCCCAACACAUUCACGUGCGAAGCUCAAGUGAUCUCUCUCAACCGUUCUCGUUAACACGCAUCUGUUUCUUUUCCAUAUUCACAAUUUUACUUACAUAAUGUUUUUUUAAGUUUUUCCGAAUUUAUAUUCCAAAAUAAAUCAGAUUUGAUCUUCUCUAUGAGAUUUUAU
Arabidopsis thaliana (thale cress) is the source of this 924-nucleotide messenger RNA. RefSeq names its product NADH-ubiquinone oxidoreductase B8 subunit. The transcript is spliced from 3 exons. Lineage: Eukaryota; Viridiplantae; Streptophyta; Magnoliopsida; Brassicales; Brassicaceae. The record is from RefSeq and is marked reviewed. Gene Ontology annotation, cellular component: mitochondrial inner membrane. The coding region runs from base 103 to 396 and encodes 97 amino acids.